Molecule: messenger RNA, 912 nt
Organism: Cavia porcellus (domestic guinea pig)
Lineage: Eukaryota; Metazoa; Chordata; Mammalia; Rodentia; Caviidae
Product: olfactory receptor 9G1-like
Exons: 1
Coding region: 1-912 (303 amino acids)
Biological process (GO): G protein-coupled receptor signaling pathway; sensory perception of smell
Cellular component (GO): membrane
Molecular function (GO): odorant binding; olfactory receptor activity; G protein-coupled receptor activity
Source: RefSeq, a predicted model, not a curated record
AUGAAGAAGGGCAAUCACACAGUGACCGAGUUCAUCCUGCUGGGCUUCACGUCAGACCCUGCUAUGCAGCUCAUUCUCUUUGUGCUAUUUCUUGCAGUGUACUUUAUUACUGAGGUGGGAAAUACCACCCUCAUCGUGCUGAUCUGUAGAGAUGCCCGGCUCCACACACCCAUGUACUUUUUCAUUGGAAAUCUGUCCUUCCUGGAUCUGUGGCUGUCCAUGGUCUACACCCCAAAGAUCCUAGUGACCUGCAUCUCUGAGGACAAAAGCAUCUCCUUUGCGGGCUGUGUGGCCCAGUUCUUCUUCUCUGCUGGAUUGGACUAUACUGAGUGCUACCUGCUGGCUGCCAUGGCCUAUGACCGCUAUGUGGCCAUCACAAAACCACUGCUUUAUACCCAGGCCAUCUCCAUAAAGCUGUGCACAGUUUUGGUAGCAACCUGUUACCUUGGAGGCUUUACUAACUCUUCCAUAAUAACCAAGAAGACCUUUUCCUUUGAUUUCUGCAAAGACAAUGUCAUUGAUGACUUCUUUUGUGACCUGCUUCCCCUAGUGAAGUUGGCCUGUGGCAAGCUGGAGGGCACCCAGUCUCUGAUGUACUUCCUGUUGACUUCCAAUGUCAUUGUCCCCCUUGCUCUCAUCUUGGCCUCCUACUUCUUUAUAAUCACUGCCAUCUUGAGGAUCCGAUCUUCCCAGGGCUGCCUCAAGGCUUUCUCCACAUGCUCUUCCCACCUCAUCUCUGUCACCCUAUACUAUGGUUCAGUCUUGUACGUCUACUCUGACUCUGAAUCCAGCUAUCCUGGGAACAAAAUUGCUUCCAUCUUUUAUACAGUGGUAUUUCCCAUGCUGAAUCCUGUGACAUACAGGUUGAGAAAUAAGGAUGUGAAAGAGGCUCUGCAUAAACUCAUCAAUUAA